This is a messenger RNA of Crotalus tigris (Tiger rattlesnake), 3721 nucleotides long. It is a transcript of the gene PDZD4, whose product is annotated as PDZ domain containing 4. Bases 753 to 2957 code for a protein of 734 amino acids. The transcript is spliced from 9 exons. Gene Ontology annotation, molecular function: protein binding. NCBI's taxonomy places the organism in Eukaryota, Metazoa, Chordata, Lepidosauria, Squamata, Viperidae. The record is from RefSeq and is a predicted model, not a curated record.
AGGCGGAUGGCGAGGCCAAAGUAGGGUGCAGGAGGACCGGAUGCUAAAAGGCAGCACCAGCAUGCGCAGGGCCAGGGACGGGACGGGUGCUGCCGGCCAGACGGGAGCAGACUAGACGGAUAGAGUUUGCAGGCCGGCCGUUAUAGUCGUCGAGAGACGGACAAAGGACGGAGAGAAAACCGUGGACGUGAGCGAGAGCAGCAGCGCCGAGAGCGCACCCGGAAAGGCCAAUUCGCGGAGGAACCGACGGCGGGACGUCGCAGGCUCGUCGCGCCAACAACGGCCGGGCUCCCAAACCCUCCCCGAAGUCAUCCAUAUUUAUAAACGCCGCGUCCAUCGCCCCCCCCUUCACUCCGCCCUCUCCCCUCCUCCUCCUUUUGGCAAACGGAGAGAAGGAGCGAAGCAGACCAGACGGCGGACGCGGGUGCAUUUUUUUCGCCACAGCGACAGGCGUCCCCCUCGCCUCCGGGGGAUCCUGCGUCGACCGCCCGCGGAGGGGGCGGGGAGUGAAACAUCGCCUGCCGUCCUCCCCCCAUUUUCUGCUCGGUCUAAACCUGCCGCUAUGCCGCCCGGGGGGUGAAUGGGGGGCAAGCACUGGACAGCACCUCCACCUCCCUGCCCAGGGCUAUGCCAGGGUGGGGGGGCCGGGAGGGCGAGCGACUCGCCCCCCCACCUGUAGGAUCUCCAUGAGCUGAGCCCCUCCGUUCCUAAAUUGUGGCCCCUUCGGUCCGCCCCCCUCGAGCGGCAUCACCAUGGGAUGUAACAUGUGUGUGGUAGAGAAACCCGAAGAACAAUAUCGGGUGAUGCUGCAGGUGAAUGGUCGGGAACUGUCCCGUCUCUCGCAGGAGCAGACGCUUGAGGCUCUCCGGUGCUCUAAGGAACCUCUGGUCAUCCAGGUGUUACGGCGCAGUCCUCGUAGCCGGGGUGGAGGUGGUGAGGGAGCCACCUCUCAAGGAGAUGUCACAACCCUGGUCGAUAGUGGAACCCAGACAGACAUCACCUUUGAACACUUAAUGGAUUUAGGCAGGAUCCGGCCACCAAGCCCUCCAGCCAUGAGGAUGGAGCCCUAUGGGCUGCCUGAUCUCCCCUCAAUUGCACAUGAAUAUUAUGACCCUGUGGAAUUCAUGGAAGGAGCUGCUCCAGAGGCUGAGCGAGCAGAAGACCUAGAAUACGAGGAGGUGGAGCUGUACAAAUCCAGUCACCGGGAUAAGUUGGGCCUGAUGGUUUGUUAUCGAACUGACGACGAGGACGAUGUAGGCAUCUACGUUGGAGAGGUCAGUCCUAAUAGCAUUGCAGCCAAGGAUGGACGAAUUCGAGAAGGUGAUCGCAUUGUCCAGAUUAAUGGAAUGGAGGUGCAAAACCGAGAGGAGGCUGUAGCAAUUCUUACCCAGGAGGAGCGAACAAACAUUUCUCUGCUGCUGGCUAGGCCCGAGACUGAGACCAACCUCAUUUAUAUGUCCUGCCCUUUACACGUUUGGAGAACAAUCAACAGCACACCACUCAAAGCCCAACUGUCCAAACGCUGGAAGGACAGCGACCGUGAGGAUUUCUUAGAUGACUUUGGAUCUGACCAUGAAGCUGGAAUAAAACCGCAACGGCUGCUUUCUCCCCCAGGCCAGCAGGAGGAACCACUACAAGAAAAGCCUUCUGGGGAUGCAGCCACACCUCUGACUAACAGCCAGGAGCUGGACAGUGGAGUUGGCCGGACUGAUGAGAGUACUCGUAACGAGGAGAGCUCUGAACAUGACCUGCUAGGAGAUGAAGCACCCAGUGCUGCCAACACGCCAGGCAGCCUGCGCAAAUUUGGGCCUAGCCUCCAGCCUCGGGACUUCCAUUAUAGCAUGGACUCCCUCCUGGCAGGGGAGCUUCCUAGUGCUGUGGGCACAGACCUGAUGCCAGGACUUACCGAUGAAGAAUACGAACGUUACCGGGAGCUGCUGGAGCUCAAGUGUCAUCUGGAGAAUGGCAAUGAACCAGGGCUAGUGAGCGCUGCCCUGGAUGUCAACCGCAACGAGGUGGCUCUGCUAGAGGAAGAGCUUCGCCACCUGGAAUUUAAGUGCCGCAACAUCUUGCGAGCACAGAAGAUGCAACAGCUCCGCGAGCGCUGCAUGAAGGCCUGGCUGCUUGAGGAGGAAGGGCUGUACACCUUGGAAGGGGAGCCUAAGAAACACGAACUGUCAGACAUCACUGAACUGCCAGAACGCUCAGAUAAGGACAGCACGAGUGCCUACAACACUGGAGAAAGUUGCCGAAGCACCCCCUUGUUGGAAAGCCCCUUGCGUCGCUUGGCUGAGAGCCCCAAUCUCAACCGCACAGCUCCCCCUUCCCCACCACACCCUAAGUUCCGCCGGGAAGAGCGGGUGCGGCGCAGCCCCAAGGCAACUGGGGAAAGCAGCCCUUAUUUGAGUCGACGUCAGCGGGAAGAGCUACCUGCUCCCAUCAGCCCUAUGAGCUUAGCCAGCAUUUGCAAGGACUCACUUGGGAGCAAAGCAGAACCCCGCAUGGAGUGGAAAGUGAAAGUUCGUAGUGAUGGCACUCGCUACGUGGCCAAGAGACCAGUGAGGGACCGGCUGCUCAAAGCCAGGGCCAUGAAGAUCCGUGAGGAACGCAGCGGCAUGACGACGGAUGAUGAUGCGGUCAGUGAGAUGAAGAUGGGACGUUACUGGAGCAAGGAGGAACGGAAGCAGCACUUGAUUCGAGCUCGUGAGCAACGGAAACGCCGUGAGUUUAUGAUGCAGAGCCGGCUGGAGUGCUUGAGAGAAAGGGAAGGAAGUGAAGCUCGAGGGAUUUCUGGUGAGGUCAACAUCUUGGCACUGAGCCAUCGUAAAACCAUGAAGAAACGGAGCCGACGCAUCUUGGACAACUGGAUUACCAUCCAAGAAAUGUUGGCUCAUGGCACUCGCUCAGCAGAUGGCCGCAGAGUUUACAACCCGCUGCUCUCUGUCACUACUGUGUGAGUGUGGGAAAGAACACUGGAGGGAAGCUGCACCAUUGUCUCCUGGCCAGACUGGAGAAAGGAGAAUAAAUACAGCUGUUUCCUCCUUGAUUAAUAGGACAAUUGCUCUUUGAACAUACUUGGGACCUUUUACUAUUGUACUCCAUGGGCUCAAAUAGCCCUCCUCUCUAAACCAAAUUUAGAGUGUGACAAGCCCAGCAUCCUUUCCUGCCUUAAGGACCAGGGGCCAAAAUAGGCCACCAAGCGUGCUACUGUCGGGAGCCUGCUAGAGAGUAAAGUCUGUUUUCCUGAUGUGUGCACUAUCUAUAUUGAAGGCAAUUGUACAAGUCUGUGGUCCCCUUUUACUUAUGGGAAAGCUUCUGCCAGCUUGGUCCAUGCCAAUCCCAUCCUGAAGCACAAAGAACCAAUUCUCAUCUAUAGACAAUGUGCAGAGCACAAGAAAAGGAGGCUCAACCCCACCAACAGGACCAAUGAACCUUUCCUGUCUUCCCAAAUUGGGAUGUUGUGACAUCUUUCUUCUUUCUCUUUCCUCUUUUGUGAUUGUGGUUUUACAUUUUUUUAAUUUCUCCCAGGAUGGAGGUCCAGGCCCUGGAGGCUCAAUCCACAAGUGACCAAGAGCUCCCUUCCUGCAUUUUUUACCAUGUCACUGCCCUUCCCUCCCAGCUCAGGAAGAGGCAGUAGCUUAGCAUAGGGAGGUUUUGCAAUGGAAAGCUUGUAGCAAACCUUGUACCUGAGGCUGAAAUUGCAUUGUUACAAUAAAAAAAA